Molecule: messenger RNA, 2482 nt
Organism: Triticum aestivum (bread wheat)
Lineage: Eukaryota; Viridiplantae; Streptophyta; Magnoliopsida; Poales; Poaceae
Exons: 5
Coding region: 43-1959 (638 amino acids)
Molecular function (GO): protein binding
Source: RefSeq, a predicted model, not a curated record
CCUACUAGGCAACCACCGAACGCCACCGCUCGAGGCACAGCAAUGCCGAGCGCGGGGAGGCGGCUGCCGCCGUGGACGUCGCCGAGGGGCGCGGCGGAGAGGUGGAGCCCCGGCACCCCCGCCGGCUUCGCCGGCCCCAGGAGCCACAUCACCCCGCCCCUGAGCGCCGGCUGCUGCUCCUACCGCGUCACCCCGCCGGCGAGCGGCGGCGGGUGCUCCCGGCCGCCGAGGGCGCCGCCGGCGCUGGAUUCCCCGUACGUGAGGGCGAAGCAGGCGCAGUUAAUUGAAAAAGAUCCAAACAAGGCAGUUUCAUUGUUCUGGGCAGCUAUUAAUAGUGGUGAACGAACUGAGAGUGCACUGAAGGAUAUGGCUACUGUACUGAAACAAGCAAAUAGGGCUGAAGAAGCCAUUGAAGCGAUAAGAUCCUUCCGUGACCGUUGUCCCAAUGAAGCCCAGGAGUCUCUUGACAAUAUUCUUCUUGACUUGUACAAGAAAUGCGGUAGGACAAAAGAGCAGAUUGAAAUGCUGACAGUGAAGCUGAGAAUGAUUGAUGAGGAUCUAGCUUCUGGCCGGUGGAAAACUAAGCUUUCUAAAACUCAUGGAAGAGUAUUCUAUCUCUCUCUCAGGGAUGAAAAGGCAAGGUUGCUGGGUAACCUCGCCUGGGCCUAUAUGCAGUCUGAAAACUAUGAGGAAGCUGAAAUGCUAUACAGGCAAGCUCUUGCUAUAGAAACUGAUUAUAACAAAGAGUGCAAUCUAGCCAUCUGCAUGAUGAAGAUGGGAAAGGUAGCUGAAGCUAAAUACCUUCUCCAAGCUAUACCUUACAACUGCAAUGAUGAAAACCACGUGAGAUCUUUUGCCCGGGCUACUGAAGUGCUUAGGGAACUCGAGUCACAGGCACUCCCUUCUCCCAUAACUCAGAUGAAGUCUAAAGAUUCACGGAUUUUGCUUGCUACUGAUGUGGGGAACCUUGAAUAUCUACAUCCACUAAUAUUCUCUGCUUCAACUCAAUUGAAUUAUGAAGAACCGCAAGCUUCAGUUUCGGCGGAUACAGAGAAUCAUCAAGAUUGCAACUCACACGCGCUUCCAUCUCCGAUAACUCAGAUGAAGCGUAAAGAACCACAGCUUAUGGUUGCUACUGAUGGAGAGAAGAAUGGACAAAGUCUGGAGGAGUACCAUGAUCUUUCUAGACUGUUCAAUGAUGCUGCCACACCACAGUCUCUACUUGAGAAACUACGAAAGCGGCUGGUCAAAAAGGACAGACCCAAUAUCAGCGGGCAGAAUCAAGCUCAGACUCCUAGCCCGGCUGAAUGCUUGCAAAACUCUGUUGGCGCCAUAAUAGAUGCUAGUGAGAAUCCUAUGCAAGAGGGGAAGGGCUUGGUUGGUGGUGGUAGAAAAACGUGGGCCGACAUGGUGGAGGAGGAUGAACAGAAGCAGCUGGCCGAUGGCAAGAACACCACCGCCCCGCAAGGUAAAAGCAGCAAGCAUGCGAGUGAGCAGAGGGACAAAACACCAUCCUCAUCAUCUCAAGGAAGCAGCAGCCUCAAAACCCCAGCCGCGGGUAUUCGGCCACAGAGCUCAUCAGUGGGUUCAUGGAGACGCAAUGACUCGGCCGGAAUCUCAACAGACGAGAAUGCGAACCGGAGUUUCGUCAGGACAGCUCCAGCAUGGAAGCAGCGGAAGGUUCAAGAUCGCGGCGACCGAGUCUGCCAAAGGCUUAACACGACCCAUCUCAGUGAGAAAGCUCGAGGCGCCGAUCAGACACCAAGCUCAGUGAGAAGCAGUGCAGCUCAGCGUUCGCUUUUCCAUGGGCAGGUACCAUUUGGUGUUGAUGGACGCUCUCAGGGUGCCAGUCACAGCCGUUGGCCUGAGAACCCGUCGAGCACAGGACCGUGGAGGCCACCGUACCGCCGGCGGGCCUUCCAGGAAAUCACAAACGAGAUGAAGCAAAAUGUUGCAUAGCAGGAUCUUUAUUCUUCACCCACUGUUGAUGGAAGUUGUCACUAGUGAUUAUUUGGUGUUUCCCAUGAGAGAUGAGAAGAGGCAUUAAUUAGCAUUGGAGUGUCAACGGCGCUCAAAGAGAAUUAACUACAACAGUCAGGCAGAGCCAAGGAACUCGCUGAAAAACUGUCGAUGACAGUCCGUCCAUAUUCCUAGCAAGUCCAUGAAUCAAACUCUUCUGAGAUCCAAGUAGAUGUUUUUUUAGCUGUAUAUUUUUCAUUCGGGACCUCACAAGGCACAAGUAACCUGUAAAAGAGGGUUACUGCAUGGUUCAUUUGCUGCACAUGUGGUUUCUUUCUGCUGCAUGGCUAGACAUUUCCUGCAAGAUCUGAGCUGUUUGCAAUGGUGGCAAAUGCAUGCAGUUCACUGACUGAGUUAGAAUCGACGUUUGCUGGUACAGCACACGCUGGUAUUAUUAUAAAAAAAUAUUAGAUGCAUAGUUGUAUGAUUUUAUAUAUACAUAAUCCAAUGGACGCAUUCACAA